Ilex paraguariensis (yerba mate) is the source of this 608-nucleotide messenger RNA. The record is from the annotation of a GenBank genome assembly. Lineage: Eukaryota; Viridiplantae; Streptophyta; Magnoliopsida; Aquifoliales; Aquifoliaceae.
AUGAAAGCUAAACCAUUGCUCACUGAGAAAAACAUAGAGGAACUCGCCGAUCCAUCUCUUGGCGGAGCCUACGACCUAGAGCAGAUAAAUCGCAUGGCCCUGAUUGCUUCUAUAUGCAUUCAUCAGUCUCCAGCUGAACGGCCUCAAAUGAGCCAGGUUGUUAGGAUGUUGAAAGGUGAUGAAGGGAUCUUGCAGAGCAAGAAAAAAUUUCAAAAAAGACCAGCCUUUAAGAGGACAUGUUCAGUGGAUCUGUCUGAGGAUGAAGAAUACAACUCCCCCCAGCAGUUAAAUGAUUUGAACCAGCAAAACCAGAUUGCAUUGGAGCUCUAAAGUAUUUCUAAGUGAUGGUACUGUCUGUUGCAUAACCAAAGGAAAAAGGACAAUGCGCAGUUACAAGAAUCUUUACACUCGGAAGCUUAGGAUGAAUUUCAGAAUCAUAGCUACCUUGUUUUUUUCGCAGGCUGUCUAGACUUGCGCCGAUUACUCUCGAGAGUUUGGGGACUAACUCAUCGUGGCUUAAAUUGGGUUAGAGUAUGUUCUUAAAGGGAUAAAGAUGAUUAGCAUUGAGAAGGUGUGAGAAGGAAUUGAAUCGGUGAAAGACAAAUUAU